AUGCAUCUUCUACUGUUGAAUGAGAGAACGCUAAAAGCGCUGGAAAUCGGCGAACAGGGAAGCGCCGCAGGAAACUGCCGCCGGGCACGGAUUCUGGCGGGCCGCGGCAAGCCUCGGUUUAUCUCCGUCGCCGACCCGUUUCGCACACCGUGGGAAACACGCCCACAUGCGUGGCGGUGCACCUCGCCGCCAGGGCUGUUGGAGCGGGCCGGUCCGGGCAAUUCGGCCCGACACUUUCACCGUUUAUCGGCGCGGAAAUCGGUGCGC
Messenger RNA from Iphiclides podalirius (scarce swallowtail), 267 nucleotides. The record is from the annotation of a GenBank genome assembly. Lineage: Eukaryota; Metazoa; Arthropoda; Insecta; Lepidoptera; Papilionidae.